Antechinus flavipes (yellow-footed antechinus) is the source of this 4491-nucleotide messenger RNA. RefSeq names its product zinc finger protein 271-like. The coding region runs from base 215 to 3064 and encodes 949 amino acids. NCBI's taxonomy places the organism in Eukaryota, Metazoa, Chordata, Mammalia, Dasyuromorphia, Dasyuridae. Gene Ontology annotation, biological process: regulation of DNA-templated transcription. The record is from RefSeq and is a predicted model, not a curated record. The transcript has 6 exons.
GGAACCUCGCGCAUCUUGGGGCUGGACUUCAUGGGCUCCCUGUGCGCAGGCGCACUAGGCCGGCACUUGGUCCCUUAGCUGCGGGUUUCCUCCUGCGAUCUGCUGCCCUCUCCCUUUCUCCCCCCUCUCCCCACGGAGCCCCACAGGGACCCCGGCAUCGCCCGGGGGAGCCCUGACAGAUUCUGUAGACGUUGACUUUCUCCCAAUCUGGAGCAUGGAGGAGGAAGAGACUGAGGAAGUAACCUUUGAACUCCUGACAGUCAAGCCCCAGGAAUCGGUGACAUUCCAGGAUGUGGCCGUGAACUUCACCCAGGAAGAAUGGAGAAGUAUGGACCCUUCCCAGAGGGCCCUGUACAGGGAAGUGAUGCUGGAGACCUUUGAGAACCUCAUCUUUCUGGGACUUCCAGUUUUUAAACCAGAUGUGACUUCCCAGUUAGAAAAAGGAGAAGCGCCAAAAGAACCUGACCCAGGCUCUCUUUGUCAGCAAAGGCGAGGUAUCCCUGAGGACCAGUCUCUGAAUCGGGAUAUUUGUGUGAAAGCAUCCUCCAAGGAAAGACUGCAAAAGCAUAGAGUUCACACUGGCAAGGAAGGCCAUAAAUUCAACAAAUAUGGGCAAGCCUUCAGCCAAAAUGCACACCUUUUGCAUUGUGAGGGAAUUAAUACUGAUGAUAACUUAAAUGAACAUGGGAAAGCCAUAAGACAGUUGGGAAGCCCUGAUGAUCAUCAGAGAUUUCAAGCUAAAAAUAAACUAUAUCUUUUGAAUAAAUUCAGGAAAGGUUUUACUCUUUAUCAAAGAGUUCAGGUUGGUGAGAACCCUUUUGAUUGCAAUGAAUCCAGUGAAGACUUAGAAAGGGAAUAUAAACUAAAUGAGCACCAGAGAAUUCCUACUGAUGAGAAAUCCUUUGCAUGUAUUGACUGUGGCAAAAAAUUCAGCAAAAGGUCAUCACUCAUUAAGCAUCAGAGAAUUCAUACUGGAAAGAAACCUUUUGGAUGUAUUGAGUGUGGGAAGAAUUUUUGUGAGAAAUCCUCACUUAUUUCACAUCAGAGAAUUCAUACUGGAGAGAAACCCUUUAAGUGUAAUGAAUGUGGGAAAAACUUUAGUCUGAGAUCAUCACUUAAUUUACAUGGGAGAAUUCACCUCCGAAAGAAACUCUUUGAAUGUAAUGUAUGUAGGAAAGGCUUCCGUUACAAAUCUUAUCUUAUCCGACAUCAGAGAAUUCAUACAUGGGAGAAACCCUUUGAGUGUACUGAAUGUAGAAAAACCUUUAGAUGGAAGAGUCAGCUUGAUAAGCAUAGGAGAAUUCAUGUUGGAGAAAAUCUUUUGGAAUCUGAUAACUGUGAAAAAGAAUUUAACCAAAGAAGAAAUGGUGCUGAAAAUGAAAUAAUUUAUACUGGAGAGAAACCUUUUAAAUGUAAUGAAUGUGGCAAAACCUUUCAGUGGAAGUGUAAGCUUAAUGAGCAUCAGAGAAUCCAUAGUGGAGAGAAACCCUUUGGAUGUAAUGAAUGUGAAAAAAGCUUCCGUCUGAGAUCAUCACUUAUUUUACAUCAGAGCAUUCAUACUGGAGAGAAACCCUUCACAUGCAGUGAAUGUGGGAAAGCUGUCCACAAUAAAUUCCAGCUUACAGUACAUCAGAGACUCCAUACUGGACAGAAAACUUUUGAGUGUAAUGAAUGUGGAAAAAUCUUUUACAAUAAAUAUCACUAUACUCAACACCAGAGAAUUCAUACAGGUGAGAAACCCUUUGAGUGUAUUGACUGUGGGAAAAAAUUCAGCCAAACGUCAUCACUCAUUAAGCAUCAGAGAAUUCAUACUGGAGAGAAACCUUUUGGAUGUAUUGAGUGUGGGAAGAAUUUUAGUGAGAAAUCCUCACUUAUUAGACAUCAGAGAAUUCAUACUGGUGAGAAACCUUUUGAGUGUCAUGAAUGUGGGAACAAGUUUAGGUGGAGGCCAUCAUUUAUUGCACAUCAGAGAAUUCAUACUGGAAAGAAACCCUUUGAGUAUAAGGAGUGUGGGAAAAACUUGAGCCAAAGAACAUCACUUAAUCUUCAAAGAAUUCAUAGUGCAGAGAAGCACAUUAAAUGUAAUAACUCUGGGAAAGAUUUCACUCAAAAGGAACAUCAGAAAACUUACCUUGGAGAAAAACCCUUUAAGUGUGAUGAAUGUGGGGAAAACUUCAGCCUGAAAUUGUCACUCAUAGUCCAUCAGGGAAUUCAUACUGGAAAGAAACCCUUUGAAUGUAAUGAGUGUAGGAAAGUCUUCAUAGGGAAAAGUCAGUUGAACAAACACAAGAGAAUUCACACAGGAAAGAAAUCUUUCAAGUGUAACGAAUGCCAGAAGUCCUUCCAUGAUAAUGCUCAUCUUACUGUACACCAGAGAAUUCAUACUGGAGAGAAGCCCUUUCAUUGUAAUGAAUGUGGAAAAAACUUUAGUGAGAAGUCAUCACUUGUAAAACAUCAGAGAAUUCACACUGGAAAGAAACCCUUUGAGUGCACUGAAUGUGGGAAAGCCUUCCGUUUCAAAUCUCACUUUACUGUACAUCAGAGAAUUCAUACUGGAGAGAAACCCUAUGUGUGUAAAGAAUGUGGGAAAAACUUCAGCCACAAGUCAAUACUAAUUUCUCAUCAAGAUAUUCAUAAUGGAGAUAAACCCUUUGAAUGUAAUGAAUGUGGGAAAGCCUUCUACAGCAAAUCUCACCUCACUGAACACCAGAGAAUUCACACUGGAGCGAAACCCUUUGAGUGUAAGGAAUGUGGGAAAGGUUUUCGUCAGAGAACUUCAUUUAUUUCACACCAGAGGAUUCACACUGGAGAGAAACCCUUUGAGUGCAAAGAAUGUGGGAAAAACUUUAACAGAAGGUCAUCACUUAUUUCACAUCAGAGAAUUCAUACUGGAGAGAAACCCUUUGAGUGUCAUGAAUGUGGGAAAAACUUUAGUCAUAAAGAAACACUUAUUUCACAUCAAAGAAUUCAUACUGGAGAGAAACCAUUUGAAUGUCAUAAAUGUGGGAAGAUCUUUAGCCAGAGGUCAUCAUUUAUUGCACAUCAACGAAUUCAUACUAGUUAAACAAACAAAAAAACUUUGAAAUGACAUUUGGAAAGCCUUUUCUAAAAGAACCAUUUUCUUCAAUAUCAGAAAAUUCUCUUAGGGGAAAAGAAACUAUUUUAAUAUAGAGAAUAUGGGGAAGCAGGAAUUUCAUUCAGAUAACAUCACUUAGCUUUCAUCAGGCAAUUCGUAUUGGAAAGAAGUACUAUGCAUGUAGUAACUGUGAGAAAGCCUUCUCCUAAAGGACCAAGUUCCUACUUAUAUUUUUUAAAUUCGUAUUAGAAAUCUAUUAAAACUUAUAUUUAAAAUAUCUAAGACUCUAAUAACCAAUAAAUGACAUAUUGCUAGAGGACCUAAAUCAUAUCAAUGUUCACAUGAUUGCUACUCAAAGCCAGAAGAAAGAAGUAGGUUGCAGCGGAAUGAAAUGAUGACUUGUGAUGACCGCGUUAGUACCCUGGAUACUUUAGAAUCAGCUGGAGUCAGGAUCAGCAAAAGUCCUUGAUCUUUCUUCUUUUUGGACGUGAAUUGAAUGGCGAUACAAAGUGAGAGAGAUCUCAACACAAAUCCGGCCAGGAGUCACUCUGGCUUUCUCACUCCACCCCCUAAAUCCUGCCUCAAUCUCUCUAUAGCCCAACAGAUCAAAGCCUGCACAGAGUAAUGGGCAGGGCCAUUCUUUCUCCAAGCAUAUCAAGCAUAUGCUAAUAGAGUAUUGACCAAUUGGUAAUUAGCCUUACAUGCUUGGACCUCACUGCAUCUGCUCAGUUUCAGCCCAUUACAAUGACUUACAUAUGUUCCAUGGAGGCAAAGCAAGGAGUUGGCAAAAUGAGUUUUACUAUAUUCCCCCAAAGUUACAAGAAACAUUAUUUCAUGGGACAUUUGUAUGUGUUACUAAUAAUAAAAUAUUUUUCCUAUGUAAACCAGCAUUAUUAACAGUUGCUGUGAAGUGGUAGACAAAUUUGAUUAAGACUCUACAAAUAAAAUUGAUACUUAGUGACUUGGAUGAAAAUUUAGGGAAAAGUUUGGAUGAGGAGAACUAUAUGGAUAAGUAUGUCUCAGGGGAAAGAAAUGUGAUCAAUUCUGCAGAUUAUACAGAAGCUUCACAUAAGUAUGAACAUUUUCUUUAAAAAAAAGAAUUAGUAGAAUUAGACCUGGAGAGAACUAAACAACAUCACAAAAAUUCAAAUAAGACUAUAUUUUAGCAGACAGGAAAAUAUAUUAUUGAUAUAUUAUUGAUGUAAGAGUUUUCAAACCAUCUGUUCAUGAAUGUAAAGAUUGUACUUUAUAAUCAACCAGAACAGUAAUAAUGAGAAAAUAUAUAAUGUAAUAUUUUAAAAGAUUGUACUUUAUAAUCAACCAGAACAGUAAUAAUGAGAAAAUAUAUAAUGUAAUAUUAAAAGAUUGUACUUUAUCAUCAACCAGAAUAGUAAUAAUGAGAAAAUAUAUAAUGU